AGGCACGUUAGUAAAGGGAAAAUCCGUAGUGCAGAAUGCGAUGUACUUCUUCACUUAUCUCAACAACUGCACCAAUAACAUCAAAUAAACGGCCAUGGCAGUUCCAACCAUAACCUCAUUCUCAAAACUGGCCCCUUUUCACCAACCAACACUAACCCAAUUCAGCUCACAAACUGCUCCUUCCAAAUUUCUCCUCUCUCCAAAGCAAAGAUCCCUAUUUCCAGCACCCACCAACAGCAUUUCAGCUCAGAACUUGAAAAAUGCAGCCACUAUUUUGGGGGUUACUGGAGUUGCUUUAGCCACACUAAUGGUGGGACCUGACACUGCAUCUGCUUCUGAAAUAGCUUCUAUAACGGGUUCUUCUUUCCAAUUCAACGAACCCACUAAUGCUCUCUCCUUACCCACCUGGGCUAUUCACGUUUCCAGCGUUGUUGAAUGGGUUACUGCUAUGGCUCUGGUUUGGCAAUACGGGGAGAAGUCUGGGAAUGCUUCUUGGAAGGGACUCUCUUGGGGCAUGGUGCCCCUGCUAGGUGGAGCGUUUUGUGCCUGCACUUGGCAUUUCUUUUACAACUCAGAGUCCCUUGAGGUAUUAGUGGCUCUACAAGCAGCUUUGACAUUUGUUGGUAAUGCCACAAUGUGUGUCGCUGCAUUCCGUAUAUACAGAUCACAGGAGCAAUCAAAAAACCUAUGAGCAUUGAGUUUGGUACUUUCCCAAUUUUCAUCACUCAUUCAGAUUCCUUAUCUACAUGGUACUUCAUUCGAUUUCUUGCAGUCUCUUUUUCAUCUUCAAGUUGAACAGAAACUUUAUUCGUCGACAAUGCUGAUUGUUUUGGCAGAAGUAGAAACAUGGUAUGAGAAUCCUGUCUCGUAUCAGACCAAUUUGACACUAAGUAUAUAGAAUAAGAUAGUGGCUUUUCCAUGGUUGUAUGUAAAAAGCUUUUAGCAACAUCUACCAGUGUGGAUCGCACUGUCCCUGGAAGAUUGAAAAUAAUUCUGUCUUUUUGGUGGCUGGUACUUUGGCCUUUCUAGUUGCAUUGUUGUACAUUCUUUAAACAUCUCCUCUUAGACAUCUAAAGAUGGCCAUUAUUGACUUUCUAGGAACUGUUGUCAAAUGAAUCAUAUCCGACAUCUUCAACAAUCAACAUGUUCAUUGUUUAUGUACUGUA
Nicotiana tabacum (common tobacco) is the source of this 1166-nucleotide messenger RNA. RefSeq lists its product as uncharacterized. The record is from RefSeq and is a predicted model, not a curated record. Lineage: Eukaryota; Viridiplantae; Streptophyta; Magnoliopsida; Solanales; Solanaceae.